Molecule: messenger RNA, 1002 nt
Organism: Prorocentrum cordatum
Lineage: Eukaryota; Dinophyceae; Prorocentrales; Prorocentraceae
Source: the annotation of a GenBank genome assembly
AUGCCUGAUGCUGAGGAUCUUGGUGAGGUUUACGCUGUUAUCGACAACGACUCUGCCAUUGUGAGGUGUGUCGGCUUCCUUUACAUGCGGAUGGUCAUUGCGCCCUCGCACUUGUGGGAGAAGCUAGAAGAGUACCUCUUCGACAAAAUGGAGCUUCAGUACGCGGAUGGGGGCAAGACCGUCACCACGACCAUAGGAGAGUACGUGGAAUCCUUGCUCAUCAAGGAUAAGUACUUCAAUUCGCCGCUGCCGCGCAUCCCAGUGAAGGUCCGGCAAACGCUGGACAAGGAGCUCGCGCCCCUGGCGCAGUACAGGAAGCGGAUGGACGCCAAUCGGGUAACCUUCAGAGAGGUCAAGAUAAAGGACGCGCCGGUAGAGGCUGUCGUGGAUGGCCGCUGGGUCUCUGGGCGGGCCAAGGAGUUGGUGGGCCGCCGCGUCGCGCGGAAGGUGCGUGUUCAGCUGGAUGACGGCGGCGAAGUCACGGUCCACCUGGGCAAGGUCGUCCUGAGAGAAGAGAGGAGCAAGAGCCGCAGCUGCAGCCGCAGCGGCAGCAGGGAGCGCAGGAGAAGUCGGAGUCGCAGCAACCGCCGCGAGCCGGACUGGUCCAGGUACAAGGGCAAGUCCGACAAGCAGAUGGUGGACGAGAUGCGCGAGAAGGCCAAGGAGGAGGCGGUGUGCGGCACGGGCCAGGUCUAUGCGAAGCGGCCAAAGGCUGCAGACUUUUACAUGGCGAUGCAGACUGGUGGGCCCACGCACGAGUCGCGGCUGAUAGAAGAGGACCGGGGGGCCCACAUCCGGCGCCCAAGGCCAGAGCACAAGUCUCAAGAGGAGCAGGAGCUGGACAAGCGCCUGGCCACUCAGAAGGAGGAGGAUCGCCAGAGAAAUAUGCGGAGCAUCUACGAGAAGUAUGGCUCCGCUGGCAAGACGGCGGCCCAAAAGGCGUCGACGCCAUCCGCUUCCUGGAACGACGUCGACAAGCCAGACACGCUCAGGCUGGGCUGA